CCACCUCCCUCCAUUCACACUGCAGUGGUGUUUGACAUUUUAUCUCUCGUCACGGAAGGAACAGUGUCAGGCUCUCUCGCACCCAAGGUAUCAAGAGGGGAUCAUUGGAAAACAUUAUUGGAUGAAAAGGCCGAUUUCUACUCUUUUCUGCCUUCAAAGAGUUUUCCAGAGUCCACUAAGCAGGCAUCAUGGAAAAGGGUCAGGGAGUUCCCGUGCCGAUGACAGAUGCAGCACCACCAUACCCAGGCCCCUCUGCAGGCUUUGACAUGGGAGGCUAUCAGGGAGGCCCUCCACCUGCGGGCUACCCUGUUCAACAACAUGGAUACCAGUACUACGAGCAACAGACUCAGAUCAUACAUCCUGUGAAUCAUGUGGUUGUGGUACAGCAGCUGCCAACUGAGGCGCCAGGACAGAUGCUGUGUCCUCGCUGCCAAACCACUGUUCUCAGUCAAACCGAGUACAAAAAUGGUAUGCUCACGUGGCUGAUCUGUGGGAUACUUGGAUUCUUCUUGUGCUGGUGUUGCUGUUUCAUCCCCUUCUUUGUGGAUGCCUGUAAGGACGUGGAGCACACCUGUCCCGUGUGCCGCACCGUCCUGCAUGUCCACAAACGCAGAUGAAACAGCAGAGUUGUCUUACAGUUUUUUUCGAUUGCACUAAAAUCAAAAGUAUAACACAAUAAUCAAAACCUGACACUCAAGGAGCAAAAAAUUGGCCCAGAUUUGCACAACUAUAAGCACAAUGUCAGACUCACACUUUUUGCAGUGAUUUUCAGAACAUUAAACACACUUGUAUCAUUAGACACAGAAGUAUAUCAUGAUGUCACUUCCUUGCAAUUCCAAAGCACUACCUGUCAAACUACCACCCCUAUGAGCCAAUUGGUUCAACACAGCCAUCAGGUGCGCAAACACAUGACUGCUUCAUUGUAGACGCACCAAUCAGGAUUAAGCACUAUACAAAUGCAGCAGGUGAGUUCACCUGUCUUCAACCAAAAUGGAAGAAGUCAGAGAUGAAGAAGAGUGAGGGUGAGAGGGGGAAUCCACGGAGGAGGAGAAGCAGGGAGAGGAAGAGGUGGAGGCCAUGCCAGAGGUAAAGGUUGAGGUGGAGGUAGAAGAAGAGGAAGACCUGAAGCAGGAGGAGAACGUGCUUAAAGAAGAAGAGGACCAAAUUUAUCAAAUGAAAUUUGUAAAAUACUAGUUGACCAUGUCGUGAACCUCAGAUUGACGCUGAGGGAGGCUAGACGAAGAGUUCAGCCGAAUCUCAGCAGAUAUACAGUGAAAUCUGUCAUUGUAACCUGUACUGGAUAAAGAGUCUUAUGUUUGUUUGAUAUUUGCUGAGCUUUGGGUAUAUGGAGAGAAAUAAAUUAUAUUUUUAUCAUUCUG
Messenger RNA from Pleuronectes platessa (European plaice), 1379 nucleotides. Its product is annotated as lipopolysaccharide-induced tumor necrosis factor-alpha factor. The record is from RefSeq and is a predicted model, not a curated record. The transcript has 5 exons. Gene Ontology annotation, molecular function: zinc ion binding. Bases 189 to 617 code for a protein of 142 amino acids. NCBI's taxonomy places the organism in Eukaryota, Metazoa, Chordata, Actinopteri, Pleuronectiformes, Pleuronectidae.